Molecule: messenger RNA, 2998 nt
Organism: Hemiscyllium ocellatum (epaulette shark)
Lineage: Eukaryota; Metazoa; Chordata; Chondrichthyes; Orectolobiformes; Hemiscylliidae
Product: E3 ubiquitin-protein ligase znrf2-like
Exons: 5
Coding region: 739-1494 (251 amino acids)
Source: RefSeq, a predicted model, not a curated record
CAGUCAGUCAGUCAUUGAGUAAGUCUGUUGUGAAUGUGUGUCGGUGUUAAUGUGGCCGUCCUUUGGACUUUAAUGAUGCGUGUGUGUCGGCGUUUGGAUGUCCCCCUGUCGAACAGCAAGCCAGCAGCUCCCGGAGCGUGAGGAAGGCAAACAGGGGUGGGGAAGAGGAAAUAGUUGAAGCAACAGAGAGAGAGAGAGAAACAAAGAGAGGAAAAGCAACAGCUCACUUUUGUUUUUUGUUCUGAUUGCCAUGCUGUUGGUUUAGCGCGGAGAUGGCGGAUAGUGCGGGGCAGCAGCAGUCCGGAGGAACGGCAGCGGGAGCUGAAUCGGGAGCGGAGCCAGCGCGGCACUCCCGCCGGUUGCGGGACCCUCACCCCCGGGCCACUUGCUGAACCUUUCUCCCUGUCUGCAACGCCGCUUCGGAUCUCCUGCCCACAAGGGGCUGCAGAGAGGGUAUCCGCUGAAGCCGACUCGCUUUCCUUACUGGGAUCUUUCUGUUCCUCAUCUCUCUCUCUCACACACACAAUCCGGUGCUUUGGUUUUAAAUUCUUUUAUUUGUGGAGAAUAUCAGCAGAACAAGCGGUGGAUUCGAGAGAAACACUGGGAAUCUCUUUCUUUGCUGGGGGAGGAGGGGAGGGGAGGGGAAGGACCCAGGAGCGGAAGAAAGUGGCUCAGAAGUUUGCUGGCGAGCGAUUUGAGAAGCGCCUGCCUUUCCCCUCUCUCCUCCUGGUCACCCCCAUGGGGGCAAAGCAGAGCAGCCCGGCUCCGAGCGGUCGCACCCGGGCUUACUCGGGCUCCGACCUGCCCUCGCACACGAGCAGCAGCAGCAGCAACGGGAGCAGCCGCUCGGUCGGAGGAGCGGGAGCCGCAGCCGCUUCUACCUCAGGCCAGAGCUCCGGGCUGGCCGCUACCUCGGGCGGUAGGAGCGCCGCCGCCGCCGCCGCCGCUCUCAGCCCCAGCGGCCGCUUGCACUUGGUCUCCCCGCCGCCUCCUCCUCCUGCUCCUCUGGUCCCACCUCCCGCUGCCGGUGGCUUCAGGUCAGCGGCCGCCGCCACCAGCGGCAGGAACCAGUCCGUCAGCAUCCCCAACAGCGGCGGGACGUGCAGCUCGCAGGAGGAGUCGGAGGGCAGCACCCCGGAGGAAAGGACGCCCGAGCGGCCGGGAGGACACGGCUCGGCUCCCCGCUUACUCAUCGGCUCGCUGCCCGCUCACCUGUCGCCGCACUUAUUCGGAGGUUUUAAGUGUCCUGUGUGCUCAAAGUUUGUUUCCACGGAUGAAAUGGAUUUGCACCUUGUCAUGUGUCUGACCAAACCAAGGGUGACCUAUAAUGAGGAUGUGCUAAGUAAAGAUACUGGAGAAUGUGCAAUAUGUCUUGAAGAACUGCAGCAGGGAGAUACCAUUGCACGCUUGCCUUGUUUAUGCAUCUACCAUAAAGGAUGUAUAGAUUCUUGGUUUGAAGUCAAUAGGUCUUGUCCUGAGCACCCAUCAGAUUAACAGAUGAACGAAACGGACUGUUGCUGUUCCUAUAAGGUUAUCCUGUCACUUCUGUGAAUGGAACAACUUGUUCAAGUAAACAGGGGCUGUGACUGAAUUCCCAAAGGCGAGGAGAUACUUAAGAGUACGAUGAUCGUUGCUGCUUCCUUAGACUGUUGAAUAGGAAAACUUACCUUACAGUUCUUUAUCAAUGAUGGCUACAGAUUCAAUGAUGCCACAAUAUUCAUCUCCUUCAGGGUGUUGUUUUGAAAUCCUCAUGGAUUGACUUUAUUGCCAUUUGGAUAUGGUGUGCCACACACUCACAUAUAUAAUAUAUAUUAUAUAUGUAUAAAAUAUAUAAUAUAUAUGAAGGACAUGUGCAGAGAUAAAAAGGUUUUUCUUUAUGUAUACAACCAAUGUUUAAUUUUAUGGUAAUUAGUUUGUGACUUUCGACCUUUUUUGAUUUGAAAGCACACACUGAUUAAUUUGUUCUUGUUAUUAAUUGUUUUCUACAUAUUUCUUUUGCACUGUAACUGUGCAGCCGUAGCCAUUUCUGAGAGAUGUGUGAUGGCUCAGCAUUUGAUGUUUUAUCUGAAAAUCUGGGACAGGAUGGUUAAAACCCUGUGAUGUAACUGGAACCCUCAGCCUAAUACAUUCAUACAUCCACACACACAUCCAUAUACACACACACACCAGUGAUGUUCCGGUCUAGUUUUAAGGUGACACAUGGAAAAGCAGAUUUCAACCUGGAUGAAUUUUAGCCCUGUCUUUUACCGGCACUUUGCACACCAUCUAUACAGAAGUGUUGUCAUUGUGGAUCAGGUACCUUCAUCUGGAUCAGGCUGUGAUUAAGGACAACUGGAAUGAGCAAGCCUGAAGAAGUUUAUUAAGUGAGCUUGCAAGGACUGAGUGAUCUGUGAAUUAACAUUCAAUCCUUGGGACCAGACUUUGGAAUCAGUCCAGAAUGAUAAGAUUGACUCUCCUCUUUACACUGGCAUUCUGGAGCUGGUAUAUAGACCAAUCUGCUGGAAGGGUUCUUGACACGGCCUCUAAUGAGCGUGAGUUUGCAAUACAAUAUUGACUGCAUUCCAGCACACUUGCUUGUAAAAGGAUCCUGCAGGAAAUGCUAAUAUCUCAUUGGUAUAAGAAGGGAUCAGUCUUCUGUGGUUGGAGUUUGGGCACAUUAUUGGAGAAUCUACUUCGUGACAUUGGAAGAACUUGAUGCUAACUGAGUGUGCCAAAAGCAGGAAGAUGUUUCAUCAUUCUCCAUCCAUUAGCCAAAAAGGAAAAAAAAAAUCAAAGGUGCACUUGCAUAUAUGGCAAAAUCUUCCCUUGUUAUCUGGGAACCACAAAGUCUGCACAAUAAACAAAUGUCUGAACUGGGUAAUUGUUAGCAACUGAUACUGUUGCCAGAAACCUUGUAAACUUAGCUCUGCCUUUAGGGGUGACUAUGUCUCCACCUCUGAGAGGAAGAUGAGAUAUUAUCACAAAUAAAUCAACAUUAAAAAAAUCAAUAAAUUGACUA